AUCAUUUCAUGGACGUACGACAAACUGCCAGCAACAGGAGAAAAAUAUCAUAGGCAGGACAGAAUUGGGUCUCCCGGAAGAAAUAACAAAGGAAUUUCAGUUAUGCUCUACGGGGCCAGAACACCCACCAUGCCUCAGGGACCGCCACAAGUCGCUCAAGCCGUGCCCCAAGAAGCAUCACAACCUCAGUUAGUUCGUCGCCAGCCAGAUAUCAAUGCAUACUCGGCUUCAUGGAAUCGCCCCCUCAAGCAAUUCAGUCUCUUCUUCCUCGGUGCCGCCUUUACCGCGGCUUCAAUAGGCGUGUCUCGCCGCUCAGUGGUCCGUCGCCAGCGCGAUUCUUUCCCCAAAUUCUACUCGUCCAACACCGUGGGUCCCCAAGAGGGCGCCAAUUCUGAGGGCGCUGUGCUGGGCGCCCACGCUUUAGGGCUGGCAACGCUCAACGUAUCCAGUUUUGCGGUGAUGCUUAUAGGGGGUCUGUCAUGGGCGUUUGAUUUGAGCUCUGUGGAAGAGUUGCGAACCAAGACGAGAGCUGCGCUGCAGAGACCAGGUGGGGAGGUUAGUCCGGAGGAUGAGAAGGAGUUUGAGCAGAUGAUGGACAACUUGAUGGCCAAGUUGGGAAUGGACAAGGCCUCAGUACAGGGUGCAGGCGAAGGAGACAAUAAAGGCGAAGACGAGAAGUGAAGAUCCGGUCUCUCUUCAACAUUCAACCUCUAUUUUCCUUCUGCCAUGACAUUAUCGAAGCAGGGUACUGCGCCUCCUUUGUUUCAACGGGGAAAACUUUUUGUUUUUGCUUGAUGGCAGCAUUUGAUACUUGGAAGAGACACGGCACGGCUUGCCGGAUUGGCGAUUUGAAACUCUGGAUAUCGACGAUGCGGCAUUUGAUAUCCACAUGUAUAAUUACAACCUCACACGACUUUAUUUUUGACGAUGAUAUGGGCUGCACUGUAGAGUGCUUUGCAUUACUUGUACAAUAUCGGGGCAUUUAUGGGGAAAUUAUAUCAUCAAUGCCAUCUUGUUGGCUACUUAUCUUGAAUUGUUACCAGAACUGAAUAGCAAUCGCAAUUUUU
Messenger RNA from Trichoderma harzianum CBS 226.95, 1067 nucleotides. RefSeq lists its product as hypothetical. Gene Ontology annotation, cellular component: mitochondrion. NCBI's taxonomy places the organism in Eukaryota, Fungi, Ascomycota, Sordariomycetes, Hypocreales, Hypocreaceae. The coding region runs from base 130 to 681 and encodes 183 amino acids. The record is from RefSeq and is a predicted model, not a curated record. The transcript has a single exon.